AUGAUCUCGGGAUUAAUUAUAUUGUUGUUUCGAGGGGUUACCGCAUCAAUUUUCGAACACACGAGCCUAGGGCGAGAAACGUGGAGCCAGGAAUGGUGGUUGAUAGAGGAAUCCCACCUCCCAGGGAAUUCGAUUCUUACUGUGCACAAUGAAGGGAUUCAGGGUGCUUCGAAACCUGCUCACUUUCACGUUUUGUAUGACGACAGUAACUGGACAUCGGACGCUUUGCAGUUGUUCACCUACCACCUAUGCUAUGCGUACAUGAGGUGUUCGCGUAGUGUCUCGUAUCCAGCACCAACUUAUUAUUCUCACUUGGCUUCAUUUCGUGCCCGUGAAUGGUUAUUAGACGUAGAGAAGCCAGAGAUUCUAUUGGAUGGUGGUCGUUUUAAAGUUCACAGCAGUCAAGUUGACGGGAUGUUUUACUUCAUCUAUACAUCCUAUGAAUUAAAGCACCAUACACUUAAUCGUAUUGAUGCGAUCAGUUCUAGUGUUGUAGAGCUAAACAGGAACAUAUCUGUGAGAAGUCACGUUCUGUUUGAACUUUCAACUGAUGAACUCCGGCAAUUCGAAGAAUGCGUUUCUUGUGUCAUCGGGAAACAGUCCCAGUCUGCUAACCUCAAGCAUCUUGACAGCCUCAAGCAGGUAGUGGCAGAAAACAGAUUUCUGACUGAUCUCAAUAAAUAUGUAUUUAAUUAUUCUUCCGUCACUCUUUCUGAAAUUCAACUACAAGGCCACAAAUUCUGUAACAGUUCGUCCGAAGUCAACAGAGUGUAUACUCAAGUGCAAUUUGAAAAUCUUAUUAAUCAGACCAGCGAUCUGACACCCACAUCACCUGAGGAAUUCCAACACCUUAAAUCCACAGUUCUUGAUUGCUAUCAUCAGUUUACUAGUUCAAGACCUAGCUGGAAUAAUCUUCUGACUAAAGAGCAUAUAGACCAACUUAAAGAACUAGAGAAGAAUGGCGAUAUUAGCAUAUGCCGUCCGGACAAAGGUGGAGGUGUUGUAGUUAUGAAUCGCCGAGAUUAUAAUGGCUGAAAUCUCAGCGAUCCUCUAUGAUCAAAUGAAAUUGGCCAAACCCGAUGGCAAAAAGAAUGAGACUCAUCUAAUUGAAAAUCAACUGGUCGAUGUCUUAAAGAAGAUGAGGAAUAAGUCAGUCAUCUCGUCAGAAAUAUUUGAAAGCAUCCGACCAGUAGGCUCCAUGAUACCACGUUUGUAUGGACUACCGAAAAUUCAUAAGACAGGAUUACCCCUCCGUCCGAUCCCGAUAUGGCGGGUUCUACUUAUCACGGAAUCGCUCAAUAGCUAGCUGAAAUACUGGAACCAGUCAGAAGGGGAAUAAAUGCAUGAAGUUAUUCAGCGAAACCUUCAAAAGUAUCCGGAAAUAACUUUGUCGACAUUCCAAGUGUUUGGUGGAAGAAACCGGAAAAGAUCUUAUGGAAUUGGGGAUUUGUUUCAGUGAUCGGAACGGAGAUGCAGUAAUGGUGAACAAAGGAGUGAUUCCCCGUACAGCGGAUCAUUGUGAGGGCUCUUCCUGUCUGCAUUGGACUGGCAUUGCUAGCAGUGGUACUAGUCAAAAUCUUCUCAAGCCUGGUUCAACUGCAUCAUUGGAUUCAUGUUUUGGGAUGUUUAGAGCAUUAUGAGUUAAUCGUUUGAAAACCUUCUUGUACAUAGCCUGAAAGAUGCUAGAUUUCUGUCGUUGCGUUCUUAAUUGCGUUGUUCUUAAUUCCAACGGAAUGUAUGUUAUUCAUGCGAAUGAUUGAAUGACAAAUGUAAAUACAUGUGUACGUGGAUAA
Trichobilharzia regenti is the source of this 1793-nucleotide messenger RNA. NCBI's taxonomy places the organism in Eukaryota, Metazoa, Platyhelminthes, Trematoda, Strigeidida, Schistosomatidae. The record is from the annotation of a GenBank genome assembly.